AUGCCGAGCGGGAGGAAAGUCCUGGAGCUGAAGGAGGAUUUGAAGCCGGUCCCCGCUGGCCCUGCGGAGCAGCAGCCGCUCUUGCCUCGCUCAGGUUCUGAGUCUGCUCCUCCGCGUGGCACCUUGGAGUUUCUAGCUGGCACCAUUACCUCCAACGAGUGGAGUUCUCCCACCUCCCCUGAGGGGAGCAACGACUCGGGGGGCAGCGAGGCCUUGGACAAACCCAUCGACAAUGACGCCGAGGGCGUGUGGAGCCCGGACAUCGAGCAGAGCUUCCAGGAAGCGCUAGCCAUCUACCCGCCAUGCGGCCGCCGCAAGAUCAUCCUGUCCGACGAAGGCAAGAUGUAUGGCCGAAAUGAGUUGAUUGCCCGCUAUAUUAAGCUGAGAACAGGGAAAACACGCACAAGGAAACAGGUAUCUAGUCACAUCCAGGUGCUGGCAAGGCGGAAAGCUAGAGAGAUCCAAGCCAAGCUCAAGGAUCAGGCAGCUAAAGAUAAAGCCAUGCAGAGUAUGGCUACAAUGUCAUCUGCCCAGAUUAUCUCUGCAACUUCCUUCCAUAGUAAAAUGGGCUUGCCUGGUCUCCCACGACCAGCCUACCCUGCUGUUUCUGGGUUUUGGCAAGGACCAUUGCCAGGCCAAGCAGGAUCUUCCCAGGAUGUGAAACCUUUUUCUCAACAACCUUAUGCUGUACAGCCUCCACUUCCAAUACCAGGGUUUGAAUCUCCUGCUGGCCUCUCACCUUCCCCGUCAGCACCAGCUUGGCAAGGACGAAGGGUUGCUAGCUCCAAACUUUGGAUGUUAGAGUUCUCUGCAUUCUUGGAACAACAACAAGACCAAGACACAUAUAACAAGCACCUGUUUGUGCACAUUGGGCAGUCAAGCCCCAGCUACAAUGACCCCUACCUCGAGGCAGUGGAUAUCCGGCAGAUCUAUGACAAGUUCCCUGAGAAGAAAGGGGGCCUGAAGGAGCUCUUUGAAAGGGGGCCAGCCAAUGCCUUCUUCCUUGUCAAAUUCUGGGCUGAUUUGAAUACCAAUAUUGAAGAUGAAUCCAGAUCUUUCUAUGGUGUUUCCAGCCAGUAUGAGAGCCCAGAAAACAUGGUCAUUACCUGUUCCACCAAAGUGUGUUCCUUUGGAAAGCAGGUGGUAGAGAAAGUAGAGACAGAGUAUGCACGCUACGAGAACGGACACUACUCCUACCGCAUCCACCGCUCCCCUCUCUGCGAGUACAUGAUCAACUUCAUCCACAAACUCAAGCACCUUCCUGAGAAGUACAUGAUGAACAGUGUGCUGGAGAACUUCACUAUCUUACAGGUUGUGACAAACAGGGACACACAGGAGACCUUGCUGUGCAUAGCAUAUGUUUUUGAAGUAUCAACUAGUGACCACGGUGCCCAACAUCACAUCUACCGGCUGGUGAAGGACUAGAGACUCUCUGCCCUGAGUUGUCCAUGGAAUGCAUGUCUAAGAAAAAAGUCUGUGCUUGAACAACCCCUGCCCCCCCAAACCAAACUGAA
Melozone crissalis (California towhee) is the source of this 1514-nucleotide messenger RNA. RefSeq names its product TEA domain transcription factor 4 (gene TEAD4). The coding region runs from base 1 to 1425 and encodes 474 amino acids. The record is from RefSeq and is a predicted model, not a curated record. Gene Ontology annotation, molecular function: DNA-binding transcription factor activity, RNA polymerase II-specific; RNA polymerase II cis-regulatory region sequence-specific DNA binding. Gene Ontology annotation, cellular component: transcription regulator complex. Gene Ontology annotation, biological process: hippo signaling; embryonic organ development; DNA-templated transcription. The transcript is spliced from 13 exons. NCBI's taxonomy places the organism in Eukaryota, Metazoa, Chordata, Aves, Passeriformes, Passerellidae.